GAAAGUGAGCUAACGAAUCCAACAAGAAUAUUAGGUGGUGGACCAUAUUCGUGUGCAGCUGCUCAGAUUCCUUAUUACUAUAAUUCGGAUGCCCGGAUGUUAUCUGAAUUCGAAGUUGGUGAGACUUUGGAAAUCAAGGAAGAAAUUAUACAAGUUUCAGAUAAAAAGGCAGUUACAGAUCAGACAAGAAAUGAUAACUGUGACUCAAAUUUCUCCUCUGUAAAUAUAAGAGAAGCUGACAGUUUUGUAGUUAAGAACAAGCUGCCAACCCAAAAGAAAAAGAAAAUUCAGGAAAUAAAUUCGGGAAAGAAGUAUCAAUGCGAAAAGUGUAUGCGAAUCUAUAUUCAGAGACAAAGUUUGUUUAAUCAUAAAAAAUUCGAAUGUGGCGUCAUGCCACAGUUCAGGUGUAAAUUAUGCGGCAAACAAUUUAAACGGAAGGAUGGCAUGACUGGCCAUAUGGAGCGGAUGCAUAUAAAAAAACGCAAAGCAGCCAGUAUAAACCCAUAAAUGCGAAAAAUUAUAACGUCUGAGGUUAUAUUUUAAAUAGAGUGAACAAGGCAAUCAUAUUUUUAUUUUGUUUGAUAAAUUUUUCUUUAUUAAGCAGUUAAAAAAUAGCAGUGUUUUGUCCACUAUAUAUAAAGUACGUAUACAUUUUUCACCUGUUGUGUAACACUUGUUGCAUCUUCUUUCUGAUGUAUUAGCAAAUGCUGAUAUUUAAUGAUCUAUUAAAUAAAGUAAAAUUCGAAAUUGAUUCUAUUACUUCUUAUAUCUUUAAGUCUCUCACAUC
Molecule: messenger RNA, 787 nt
Organism: Belonocnema kinseyi
Lineage: Eukaryota; Metazoa; Arthropoda; Insecta; Hymenoptera; Cynipidae
Product: zinc finger protein 665-like
Exons: 2
Coding region: 97-507 (136 amino acids)
Source: RefSeq, a predicted model, not a curated record